CAAAUUCGUUGGAUGAAAUUCCUGAAGAGCGUCGAUGGCCUUCUCAUCCAUAUUCCGGAACUCAAUUCUCUAUUUUUGGAAGUUCCCCAACCGUCUUUCCUUCUCCUCAUCAGCAGCAUCACCACCAACAACGCCAGUUUCCGGCGACAAUUUGGUGUUCGCCGCCGUCUCAAUCCUCAAGCACCACCGCUCAAAAUCCCGGUGGUCCAACCUCCGGUCGCUCCUCGCCACCACCAAAACCACCCCAUCUCAAUUUUCCGAUAUCUCCCGCCAAAUUCGCAACAAUCCUCAAUUGGUCCUUCGUUUCUUUCACUUCACUCUCCGCCACACUCUCUCUUCACACUCUCUCACCUCCUACGCCACCGUCAUUCACAUCCUCUCUCGCUCAAGGCUCAAGUCCGAGGCCCUAGACGUUAUAAAAUCAGCUCUAUGUGCAUUUUCUGAAACUCAGCAGGUAACACCGUUUGCAAUUCUUGAGGCAUUGAUGAAAACUUAUAGAACUUGUGGUUCUGCACCCUUUGUGUUUGAUUUGUUAGUCCUAGCUUGUUUAGAAUCGAAGAAGAUUGAUCUCGCUAUUAAGAUUUAUUCAUUUUUGAAGUUGAAGAAUGUCUUACUCCGAACCAAUACUUGCAACUCGUUGAUUGAAUUGGUUUCAAAGAGUAGAGGUUGUUUUGCUGGAUACGAUUUGUACAGGGAGAUUUUUUGUGUUGAUGCCAAGAAUUUGGAUAGGAACGGAAAAUGCAGUGUGGGAUUUUCUCCAAAUGCAAAUACACUGAAUGUGGUUAUGGUUGGUUUCUAUAGAGAAGGUUUGAUGGAUAAGGUCGAGGAAUUAUGGAAAGAAUUUGAGAGAGUUGGCUUUGUGCCGAAUAUGUAUAGCUUUAAUGUGUUAAUGGCUGCGUAUUGUGAUGAGGGGAAAAUGGAGGAUGCCAUGAGGUUAUGGAGGGAAAUAGAUGAUCGAGGCUUGCAACAUGACACGGUGUCUUAUAAUACGAUUAUUGGUGGUUUUUGCAGGUUUGGAGAGGUUUCAAAAGCUGAGGAGAUUUAUAGAGAGAUGGUGAUGAAAGGACUCGAGAGCACUUGUCUCACUUUUGAGCAUCUUAUAAAUGGGUAUUGUAUAGUUGGGGACCCUGAUUCUGCAAUGUUGGUGUAUAAGGAUAUGUGCAGGAAGAAUUUCAGUCCAGAGAGUUUGACUGUUAAUGCCAUGGUUAGGUUGCUGUGUGAAAAGAAUGAAAUUUCAACUGCAAUUGGUUUUUGGAAGAUGGUAGUAAAGAAAGACAGGGUUUGCAUGGAGAAGGAGAAUUAUGCAAGUAUGAUAAGGGGAUUAUGUGCGAAGGGGAUGAUGGAAGAGGCUUUAGAGCUUCAGGCGGAGAUGGCGAUGAGAGGGUUUGAACCAGAUUUGGAGAUUUAUAGCUCAUUUAUUGAUGGAUAUGUGAAAGAAGGCAACGGAAUAACGGCAAGUAAACUGAGGGAAGAAAUGCACUGUAGGCAGACUUCUGAAGAGUAGAGAUGGAUGGUGUGAUUUAAGAUAAAAUGUGUUUUGCAGCAACUUAAAGUAGAAUGGUUUUUCCAAAGGGUGCAAAAAUUAGUUCACUUGACAGAUGGUGAUUUCCUAAUCUUUAUUUCCUUCUUGAAAUUUGCGUAGCUUCUUAAUAUUUUGGAUGUUUGGGGUUUUGCUGGACAUUUUGGUGCAAGGCAAGGAUAUUUUGUCGCCUCUAUGAUAUGGAUAGUUAGUCUCAGAUAUAGUUAUAGUGACGUUAGAUGCUCAAGGGACUCGUCUUUCUAUUGGAUUUGGAAGGGAACUUAUGGUAAGGUAUGACUGUUUUAUCUACCCAUAAACAGCAGAUAUCUGUUAUUUCUAUAGUCAACAUUGCGAGCACUUUAUAUGACCUGCUUCACCAAAUGCUGCAUAAAAUUGAGCUCCACGUGUUCUCAGGUUAAAUUUCAGUGGUCAAUGUCUAACGAGGGGAGAAGCCAGAGAUUGGAAAGUGAUGAGGUCAGCACAAGCAACCACGAUGAGAAUGCAGUUGCAGCUGAAAUCUGAUAAUUACGACACAGUUUUUUAGGGCAAAAGGAGACAUCAGCUUUGAUCAGAAUGUCAACUAUGCUUGCACUUGAGCUUGCUGCUGCUAGUGUGAGAAUUGAUAACACCUGUACCGAGUCCCCUAAAAUGAUGAUCUGCAUUAUUCCUGAUUGAUGCACGGGGAACUUAGUCACAAUGGAAUACCCGUCAAGUAUGGCCAAGGUAUAGAUAUACAUGGAUCAGAAUUAGAGUAUUGGAGAUUGGAGAAUAAUUACCAGAAGGCUAACCCAACUCCCAAAGACAUGAAUAAAAUCGAUGAUGCCGAGGAGAUGGCUUGGCCCAGUCUCAAAGCUAGACUACCGCAAGUUCCAAUGGACCCUGGUAUAUUUUUCAUCGCUCAAUUCGCAGUUAAUCAGGGACUACUGUUGUUUUUUCCAUUGGAAGUUGCUAUGGUGUUCAAGAAAUUAGAUGUUUCUACAUUGCUAUCAAUCCAAUCUAGUCGUAGUAGGGAACCACUUCAUAAAUUUCCAUUCAAAGUCAUUCUUGCCGACAUGCAAUCCUACGGUGGGAAAUAG
Molecule: messenger RNA, 2595 nt
Organism: Striga asiatica
Lineage: Eukaryota; Viridiplantae; Streptophyta; Magnoliopsida; Lamiales; Orobanchaceae
Source: the annotation of a GenBank genome assembly